Molecule: messenger RNA, 2559 nt
Organism: Peronospora belbahrii
Lineage: Eukaryota; Oomycota; Peronosporomycetes; Peronosporales; Peronosporaceae
Source: the annotation of a GenBank genome assembly
AUGCUCCGCUUUCCUUCGCGCGUCUUGCGCCACGCGUAUCUCUUCACCACAAUCCACCAGUCACCUCUUUCUAAUGUGCUGAGAUAUGGUCCAUUGCAGUCGCGCAGUAUGGGUACUUUUUCAAAUCUAAAGAAUCAAAUUAAAAACGAGAUGGACAAGAACGAGGAGCUUAAGAAUUAUUUUGAGGAAUUGGAGAAGACUAAGGAGCAGUAUAAGAGUGUGGAAAAGGUAGCCAAGACUAAAAUGAGUGAGAUGAGCUCUAUAACCAAGGUAGCGGCCAAGAGCUUUCAAGAGCAAGCCUCUCAGGCCUCACAGAAUAUAAAAGAAUCGUAUGAGAACACUACGAAGGUCUCUAAAGCUGCCAAAGCCGAGACGAAAGCUUGCUCAAAACACACUGACACGAAGUGCGAUUGCGAGACUGAGAAGUUCAAGAAGGAUGGUGAGGAUUCUGAGGGGACGAACGAAACAAUUGAUGGAGCUCGUGAGUUUGUGAAGAACUUUUUUGCCAGCAUUGGCAUUCAAAAAAAUAGACUUGUUCACCCUAACAAGUUGUUUAAAUUGCGUGACGAGUGGAUGGAGGCCGCACAAGAGCUUUUUGGUAAAACAGAAAAGAAGACGGUGGACGAGGCUUUGGCCUCGGUCCGCACGCCGUCCAUUGAAAAGGUAAAGAAGGCAGAGGUCGAUGACGACGAGCAUGCUGAAUACACAGGAACUAGUGCAUUGGUAGCUGUGAAGAACGAGGAGAGCGCGUGGCAGCGUGUAAGUGCUCGUUUCCGUGAAGCACCGAUAAUUCAGGGUAUUCUGAAUGCAGCGAAGCAGGCGGCGAAAACAGAUGCAGGUAAGAAGGUGCAUCAGACGACGAAGCAGGUAAAGGACAAGCUUAGUGACGCUCAAGAAGAAGUUUUGGAAGUCUGGGAAACCAGUCAAAAUCCUUGGGUAUACCGACUGUCGUCAAUCUACGACGGACUUUUCGGCGAGACUCCCAUGGGUGUUGCAAUCAAAGAAAUUCGUCGCGCUGAGCCGGACUUUAUUUUGGAAGAAUGGAAAAAGAAUAUUGAGGAGAUUGUCUUACCGGGAGUGCUGGAGGCGUUUUUGCGAGGCAACAGCCGUGACUUGAAGAAAUGGUUCGGCGAGGCAGCAUAUUCGCGUGUGAAUAUUGCUAUUCGCGAGCGCAAGUCUGAGGGGUUGGUUUUAGAUCCGCAUGUGCUCAGCAUUGACAAUGUGGAAGUAAUUGAGGCUACGGCUGAAGAUAAGCAAGCUCCAAUUAUUUUGAUGCGAUUCCAAGCUCAACAGAUUAACUGUAUUCGCAACCGGGAGGGUGAAAUUGUUGAAGGAUCCGAGGACGAGGUGCUGGCUUACUACUACAUUUUUGCCUUCCAGCGUGACUACGACGAGGAGCAGGAAUCCCUCCGCUGGAGAGUCGUGGAUCUUCACAUGCAGCGUGGCAACCGGACAAGCAACGAAACGCUGCAGAAAGGAAGGAUGGGCAUGAUUAGGAGCGAGCGCCAUUCAAAGGAGGUAGAACUACAAAGUUCUGCAGUAUCUUGCGUGGACGACAUCAACGACGAAGAAUACACCUUGCGCUCAUAUGAGCCGAUCGACCUGCUUCAGGAUGCUGGCAUCAACACGACAGAUAUUGCCAAGCUCAAGAACGGUGGUUUUGCAACGAUUGGACAGCUCUUCCAAGUGUCUCAACGGAAAUUGCUUGGCGUGAAAGGGAUCAGCGAGUCUAAAAUGGACAAGCUUCUUCAAGCAGGCAGAAAGUUAAUGCCCGAAAAAAGUGGGUUUGUUUCGGCAAACACCCUGUACCUGCAGAGUCUAAGCAAAAUAUUCAUCACCACAGGAUCAAAGCAAUUUAACAAAAUUCUUGGGGGUGGCUUGGAAACUAUGUCCGUCACGGAAGUUCACGGUGAAUACCGCACAGGAAAAACACAAUUGUGUCAUACGCUCUGUGUGACAGCGCAAUUACCUCGCUCACGAGGUGGAGGAGCUGGGAAAGUCGCUUUUGUUGACACGGAAGGAACAUUUCGGCCGAACCGUGUCGCCGAGAUUGCAAAGGAGCGAUACAAGCUGGAUCCUGAGGAUGUCCUUGACAACAUCAUUGUAGCAAGGGCUCAUAGCCACGAUGCUCAGAUGGAUCUCAUCAUUAAACUUGGUGUUCUGUUCGCGGAUCCUGACCAGGGCCCAUUUCGCCUGUUGAUCAUUGACUCGGUGACAGCAUUGUUUCGCUCAGAUUUUUCUGGAAAAGGCGAGCUUAGUGAACGACAACAGCAACUUAAUCAGCACCUUGUCCGGCUUGUAAGGCACGCUGAGGAAUUUAACAUUGCGGUUCUUGUGGUAAACCAAGUGAUGGCUGACCCAGGAGCAAAUGUGAUAUUUGGGUCCGCGAUGAAGCCUGUCGGUGGCCACGUGAUGUCGCAUGGAGUUCACACUCGCGUACUUAUGAAGAAGGGGCGAGCAGAUAAUCGCAUUUGCAAGAUCAUCGACAGUCCUUGCAUGCCCGAAGCCGAGUGCUCCAUCCAGCUUUGCACGGGCGGAAUCAUGGACUCCGUCUACUAG